Molecule: messenger RNA, 516 nt
Organism: Penaeus vannamei (Pacific white shrimp)
Lineage: Eukaryota; Metazoa; Arthropoda; Malacostraca; Decapoda; Penaeidae
Source: RefSeq, a predicted model, not a curated record
GUACCGAUCAUGGGUAUACAAUCACCAACAAUGUUUAUACCACAAGUGAAAAACCAGAAUGAGGUGAUUAUGCCCGGGUACCCAACUGGCCCCACUCAUUUCCAGUCAGAGAGGAUGGCAAGCUCUCCAGAUGAGGUGCAGAACUUGGCUACGGAUGUCGUUUUAAAGCAAUUAGGUAUGCUGCAAACUCCAGUUCGUAACCAAACUGCUAAUGCAAGAAUGUUGCAGAAUGGUCAGGCUUACAGAGGUCCUCCACUUGCACCGCAAUAUUACAUGACCUCUCCAAUGAACAUGGCUCCUAUUAUCACACCUUCCAUACCUACACCAACCGCACAAAGCAUGGCAGUUACCCCUGGCACAUACCUGGUGCCCUCUCCUACUCUCGCUGGAUAUGAGAGCCUGAAUCCAUAUACUCUGCAAAGUGCUUAUUACCAGCAUGCUUUGAUGGGUCAGCAGGCGGGAAUUGCAACUCUAGAAAGGCCUCGAUAUAGUGCGACGGAAUAGAUUCUGGUGGAA